AUGGCAGACAAAAAAGAAACCGAGGAGGUUGACUAUACCCUCAACAACCCAGAUACGCUCACGAAAUACAAGAGUGCUGCUCAAAUUUCGCAGAAAGUCCUCGAGGCAGUUUCUGCCCUCUGCUUAGCCGGCGCGAAGGUUGUUGAAAUAUGUGAGAAGGGCGACAAGCUCUUGGAGGAAGAGAUCUCAAAGGUCUACCGUGGAAAGAAAAUCAUCAAGGGAAUUUCCCACCCAACCACCGUUUCCCCGUCCGCAUUCGUCACCCCAUACACCCCACUCAAAACCGAUGAGUCCGAAGCAGCAGUCGAGUUAAAGGAAGGAGAAGCUGUUAAGAUUCAGCUCGGAGCUCAAAUCGAUGGUUUCGGAACUAUUGUCUGCGACACCAUCAUCGUUGGCACAAUUCCAGAAGGUCGAAGCGCUGAUCUCAUUCUUGCGACACAUUAUGCAAAUGAACUUCUGUUAAGAUUGAUGGUUCCACCAGGACUUCUUACAGCAGGGACAGAUGAAGAAAAGGCAAAGGCUGCCAAGGUCAAGGCACCUAGCCAAAGCAAGAUCACCAGUCUUCUGGAGAAGGUCGUCAAGAGUUACGACUGCAACUUGGUUGAGCACACCACCAGUUGGCAAUUUGAGAGAAACGAGAUUGAAGGCAAGAAGAAGAUCAUUCUUGCGCCCGGGGAUGGAACCAAGGGUGAAGGUACUCCAGAGGUAGGAGAUGUCUGGGGUGUGGAGAUGGGUGUGUCUCUGGGGUCCGGAAAGAUCAAGAACUUUGAGAACAGGGCGACCCUUCAUCGCCGGACCACAUUGACUUACGCUCUCAAACGGCCCAGUUCCAAGAAGAUCUUGAAUGAAGUUGUCAAGAAGUUUGGUGUUUUCCCCUUCAGUUUGAGGCAGUUGGAGGACGAGAGAGAUGCCAAGGUUGGUGUUGUUGAGUGCGUCCGAGGCAAUGUUUUCAGACAAUACGAGGUCGUUGGUGACAAGGAUGGAGAAGCUGUUGGUCGUCUACUUACGACCAUUGCUAUCACCAAGAACGGUCUCCAAAAGCUUGCAGCACCACCAACACCAGAUUUCGACAAGAUAAAAUCUGACAAGAAAAUCACCGACGAGGAAGUCCUCAAGAUCCUCGAGCAGCCUCUCGCCAAAGAGACCAAGCCAAAGAACAAGAAGAAGAAGAAGCCAGCCAAGAAAGCCGCCGCUGCUGGCGAUGACGAGGAGAGCAGCGACGAAGAGUAG
This is a messenger RNA of Glarea lozoyensis ATCC 20868, 1230 nucleotides long. RefSeq names its product Creatinase/aminopeptidase. The record is from RefSeq and is a predicted model, not a curated record. NCBI's taxonomy places the organism in Eukaryota, Fungi, Ascomycota, Leotiomycetes, Helotiales, Helotiaceae. The coding region runs from base 1 to 1230 and encodes 409 amino acids. The transcript is spliced from 3 exons.